This is a messenger RNA of Colletotrichum godetiae, 948 nucleotides long. RefSeq lists its product as uncharacterized. The coding region runs from base 265 to 642 and encodes 125 amino acids. The transcript has a single exon. NCBI's taxonomy places the organism in Eukaryota, Fungi, Ascomycota, Sordariomycetes, Glomerellales, Glomerellaceae. The record is from RefSeq and is a predicted model, not a curated record.
AACUGCGCCGCAUCCUCACCACCACACUCGAAAUCCGCAGAACUUCAGGAACUUGAGGCUGGCCAUCUGCAACCCCCUCUCUCCCCCCUUUCUCGCCAUCCAUCCAUCUGCUGGAGGGCACCGCGCCUCCAGAGAAAGCAACACCAACACCAACCUCGAUACCCUCGCCGCGCUCUGAUAAUCUCGACCCCCGACCUCCGAUCCCCGACCCCGAUCCCAAUACACCUCACGCUUCCCGCUCGUCAGAGCAAGCGUCUCCCGACAAUGAGGGCCACAGCAACAAGGCUCCAACAGUCGAUACUGCGCCGCGUAGUAAAAACAUACUCCCCCCUUGACGCAGUAGCCAGCGUACAAAAGCCGGCCGCCGCCAGCGUCACCGGCGCAGAUAAAACGCCGCCAAACAACCCUCCUCGGAUUCUAGUCAGCCCCUAUGUGCUCAACCAGCGCAUCGGGAAAUGCCUCGCCUUUGGCUGUGAUGCUGAGCAGACCCACCGCGCGGCGAGUCUCCUGAGAACCAUCAACAAAGACUGGCGCAAUCUCGAGGCAGCCGUGCAGGGCUUCCGCGACCCCGAGAAUUCCGUAUACACCACCCGACUGCGAGCUGGCGAGCCGAGCCAUCGUCCAUGGCAAGUGAGUCUUUGAUCCACCCGCUGCGGUUUUCGUUUUAGUCCCAGUCCCCAAUCCCAGUCCUGGUCUCGUGGGACCAACUUGCAUCGAUGGCGCCGCUGACUGUUGUUCUCGUCCCCGUCGUAGGGCAUAUCUCAACUAUCUCCCUUGGUACAAGUCGCCGAGCAGUCAAUCGCCCGAUUCCUCGACCGCACUCUCAAGACGGCAGAGCCCCAAUAUAGACGAAAGUGGGAGCUUCUUCGUGACAACCCCAUCGAUGGAUGCGCACUGUCGCUCACAGAAUGCCUCAACGAACAAUUCCCGAACGGUCGCCCCUUUCCG